Molecule: messenger RNA, 405 nt
Organism: Heterobasidion irregulare TC 32-1
Lineage: Eukaryota; Fungi; Basidiomycota; Agaricomycetes; Russulales; Bondarzewiaceae
Exons: 2
Biological process (GO): phosphorelay signal transduction system; phosphorylation
Cellular component (GO): cytoplasm; nucleus
Molecular function (GO): histidine phosphotransfer kinase activity; protein histidine kinase binding
Source: RefSeq, a predicted model, not a curated record
CCAGACGGCGCGAUCGACCUCGAGACGUUCCAACAGAUCCUCGAUCUCGACGAGGACGACACCUUCGACUUUUCGCGCGGCAUGGUCUCCGCCUACUUCACCCAGGCCGCAGCCACAUUCACAAAGAUGGACGACGCGCUCGCCGCGCGCUCGCUCCCGGACCUCUCCUCGCUCGGCCACUUCCUCAAAGGCUCCUCCGCCGCGCUCGGCGUCGCCCGCGUGCAGGCCUCGUGCACGCGCAUCCAGCACCUCGGCACCAACGACGCCCGCGCCGACCCCGCAGACGCGCUCGCGGAGAUCGCCCGCGUCCUGGCGCGCGUGAAGCGCGAGUACGCAGCCGCGGAGCGGUGGCUCCGCGCGUGGUUCGAGCGGAACGUGCCCGGCGGGAUGGGGGAGGAGGACUAG